This is a messenger RNA of Triplophysa dalaica, 3503 nucleotides long. It is a transcript of the gene ppp2r2cb, whose product is annotated as protein phosphatase 2, regulatory subunit B, gamma b. Gene Ontology annotation, molecular function: protein phosphatase regulator activity; protein binding. Bases 178 to 1521 code for a protein of 447 amino acids. Lineage: Eukaryota; Metazoa; Chordata; Actinopteri; Cypriniformes; Nemacheilidae. Gene Ontology annotation, biological process: peptidyl-serine dephosphorylation. The record is from RefSeq and is a predicted model, not a curated record. Gene Ontology annotation, cellular component: protein phosphatase type 2A complex; cytosol. The transcript has 10 exons.
GAAGCUUUUUCAGCGGAUGCUGAUGGAUGAAAAAUGGAUGGCGUGUUGCUCAUUCAUCACACGCCUUUUCAGCAAUGGAACCGCAUGAAUAUAUCAGCGUCUGAAUACAAGGGCUAACACAGCAAUGUGACAGAAGGAUUGGUAGAUCUGCAGCCCCGCCCGUGGUUCUGUCCCAGAAUGCUGAGUCCAGUUCUCUGUUCAGACCUCGCGGUCUUGGAGCCAGACUACACAGAGGCUGAUGUCAUCUCUACGGUGGAAUUCAACCAGACAGGAGAGUUCUUGGCCACAGGAGAUAAGGGUGGGAGGGUUGUCAUCUUCCAGAGAGAACCACAGGGUGAAUAUAAUGUUUAUAGUACAUUUCAGAGUCAUGAACCCGAGUUUGAUUACUUGAAAAGUUUGGAGAUUGAGGAGAAAAUAAAUAAGAUUCGUUGGCUGCCUCCACACAACCCCGCCCACUUCCUCCUCUCCACCAAUGAUAAGACCAUAAAGCUGUGGAAGGUGAGUGAGAGAGACAAGCGAGCAGAAGGUUACAAUCUCAGAGAUGAGGAGGGAAGACUGAAAGAUCUGUCUACUAUCACCACUCUACAGGUUCCUGUCCUGCGGCCGAUGGAUCUGCUGGUGGAAGCGACGCCGCGGCGAGUUUUUGCAAACGCACACGCGUAUCACAUCAACUCCAUCAGCAUCAACAGCGACUGUGAGACGUACCUGUCCGCCGAUGACCUGAGGAUCAACCUGUGGCACCUCAGCAUCACUGACCGCAGCUUCAAUAUUGUAGAUCUGAAGCCAGAAAACAUGGAGGAUUUGAGCGAGGUGAUCACAGUGGCAGAAUUUCACCCUCUCCACUGCCACCUGCUGGCCUUCGGCAGCAGCACAGGAACCACGCGCCUCUGUGACAUGAGAGCACGCGCUCUCUGUGACCAACAUGCCAAAUUGUUUGAAGAGGCCGUGGAUCCAUCUCGGCGAUCGUUCCUCUCAGAGAUUGUUUCUUCGGUGUCAGACAUAAAGUUUAGUCACAGUGGUCGCUACCUGCUCACCCGAGAUUACCUCACCGUUAAAGUCUGGGACAUCAACAUGGAAAAUAAACCAGUGGAAACAUACCAGGUCCACGACUACUUGCAAAGCAAACUGUGCUCUUUAUAUGAGAGCGACUGUAUUUUUGACAAGUUUGAAUGUGCUUGGAACGGAACAGACAGCGUUAUAAUGACCGGGGCUUACAACAACUACUUCCGAAUGUUUGAUCGAGCGAGCCGACGCGAUGUGACUCUGGAGGCCAGCCGGGAGCUGUGUAAGCGCAGGGCGGUCCUGCAGCCACGACGGGUGUGUGUGGGGAGGAAGAGGAAAGAGACAGACGUCAGCGUGGACAGUCUGGACUUCCGCAAGAAAAUCCUCCACACCGCCUGGCACCCCAAAGACAACAUCAUCGCCAUCGCUGCCAGCAACAACCUCUAUAUUUUUCAGGACAGAAUGCCGGCCCAUGGUCAUCACCAUGCACAACAAAUACAAAGCGCGCCUCCCGAAUGAGACGCUUGGACCAAUCUUCUGUAAUGUUACACUUGUUUGCCCUUUAACAUCACAUUUCUCGUCUGGAUUCAGUGAUGCGAGCCUCAGAACAAUCAUACAAACUAUGAUAUGUAUACAAGCUUCACAAUAAGAACAAUGGUCCUGAAUGAGAAUGUAUCGCAUGGCAUGCAGUAUGAACAUUCUGAGAAGGAAGGUUCGGCUGCUCUGAAGCGUUCAGAUCGCACAUGCAUGUUUACAGAGCUAUUAGCUUCUUAACAGGGCUCCAUUUACUAUAGGAUGAUUGUGAUGAAUCCGAGCCUGUCCAAUGCUUUAUAGCGCUCUGCUUGUACAUAAUUAUGUUCUGUUCUUCUCAGGCUGGAAUUUUCAUGGGUUUGACAGACUGCUCAGGGACACUCAUGGCCUCUUUAUAUGUUUAAAGGCAACACUUACAAUAUGAAAUCCAGAAGCAGGGGACAGAAUGCAGGAAUUAUGGGAGACUGCUGAAAGGAAAACAGCAUGUGCAGGGAUCAGUUUUUAAUGCCGAGUCAUCACACCUCAAUAACAACAAAAACAUUCCCGAUUCAGGCGUAUGCUUCCUAGCACACUGAUACGACUGUUUUUGUUUUCCCAAAAUGGAUCAUUUACUCACCUUCAUGUCGUUCCAAACUAAUACGGCUUUCUUGUGUUAAACCCAAUAAGGAGAUAUCUUGAAGAAAGUAGACUCUGCUUCUUUGUAUUGAAUAAAAGCAGCAGUGAUCAAGGCUUGUCAAGCUUCCAAAAGAACAAUUAAUCACCAAAAAAAUUAAUUGAUAUAGUGAUUGCUAUUCCAAGCCAUACAAUUUUCUGUGUGCAAAGAACAGACUGAAGUUCAAGUUGUUUUGACAUAAUCUGAGAAGAACACGUGUCAUGAUCCCAAUAUACCAGUGGAAAAAAACUGUUAUAUUAGUAACUGAAUUUGGUAUAAAGUUAAUAUAACUUUGCCAUAAAAGCUUUGUGUUAUUGGCCAAAAAACACAAACAAACAUCUAAAAAUGUUUACAUCUGUGUAUAUCAGUAUAUACAACAUAUUUUUUAGGUUCUACAGAUAUCACGAUAAUAUUGUUAUCAUUAACUAUUUUGGGCUUGAUACUUGUGUAGUGAAAAUCUGACAUUGUCACGGCUAAUAUUUAGAAACAAAGGCAAUUUGUCAUUCAAGUCAAGCUAAGAAAAAUGAAUAUCCUAAAAGUUUAAAUAUGGAAAACAAACAAAUGAAAAUAAUUUUCUGUAAAUAAUUUCAUUGUUCUUAACUGAAGCUACUACAUGGCUUUAGAUAACCUUUGUUUGGGACUUUUCAAAGGGGUAGUUCACCCAAAACACAAAAGUCUGUCAUCUUUUACUGACCUUGGAGUUGUUCCAAAUCUUUAUACAUUUCUUUGUUCUGAUGAACAGAGAAAGAUAUUUGGAAGAAUGCUCAUAAACAAACAGUUCUUGGCCACCAUUGACUACCAUUAGUAGGAAAAAUAAAUUGGAUUUUUUUUUGCUCUGCUGUACACAAAAUAGGAUAUUUUGAAGAACUAAUAUUGUCAUUUUUCCAACUAUGGUACUCAAUGGGGUCCAAAAAUAGUUUGGAUACAAGCAUCCGUCCAAAUAUCCUCCUCUGUUAUCACUCAAACAAAGACAUUUAUACAGGUUUGGAACAACAAGACAGUGAGUUAUUCAUGACAGAAUUUUCUUUUUCGGGUUAACUAUCACUUCAAGGACCUUUUUGGCACUUUCAUAGUGAUUUAUUGUCCUGUUCAGAACUUGGCAACCCAUGGUCUGUAUGCUCAAAAGCACGGUCUUUAAAACCUCUUUUCCAUUUCACAGAAGAGUUAAGACGGAGGUUAAGCAUAUGGGUUUAAAACAACACGAGGGAGAGUACACGGUGAGAGAAUUUCCAUUUCUGGGUGAACUAUCCCUUCAUUUAGAUUCUCAAAGUCCAGCUUUAAGGUAAAAUACCAAUUGUCCUGUAUCAGAUAUUUUCAG